Molecule: messenger RNA, 1056 nt
Organism: Pneumocystis murina B123
Lineage: Eukaryota; Fungi; Ascomycota; Pneumocystomycetes; Pneumocystales; Pneumocystaceae
Exons: 9
Coding region: 1-1056 (351 amino acids)
Biological process (GO): DNA-templated DNA replication; DNA repair
Cellular component (GO): Rad17 RFC-like complex; Elg1 RFC-like complex; Ctf18 RFC-like complex
Molecular function (GO): DNA clamp loader activity; DNA binding; ATP hydrolysis activity
Source: RefSeq, a predicted model, not a curated record
AUGGCUCUAUUUAUAGAUAAAUAUAGACCCAAAUUAUUAGAUCAUAUGCAUUUUCAUGAAAAAUUAACAAAAACAUUGAAAGCACUAGCAAAAAGCAGUGAUUUUCCUCAUCUUUUAGUCUAUGGACCUCAUGGUUCAGGCAAAAAAACAAGAGUUUUAGCAACACUUCGUGAGAUUUAUGGAUCAGGAAUUGAAAAACUAAAAUUAGAUCAAAAAAUGAUUCUGACUCCCUCAAAUAAAAAAGUGAAAAUCAAUAUAAUAUCUAGUAAUUAUCAUCUAGAAUUUACUCCAAGCGAUACGGGAAUCUAUGACAGAAUAGUGAUUCAAGAUCUUUUGAAGGAGAUUGCACAAACUCGACAAGUAGAUAUAUCAGCAAAACAACGAUUUAAAGUUGUAAUUAUUAAUGAAGCAGAUCAUUUGACUAGCGAAGCACAGGCGGCAUUGCGUCGAACUAUGGAAAAAUAUUAUCCUAAUUUGCGCCUUAUUCUAAUUACAAAUUCGACGUCCAAAAUUAUGGCGCCAAUUCAAUCAAGAUGUUUUUUAGUACGUGUUUCGGCUCCUAAAUUAGAAGAUGUUAUCAUUGUUUUAAAGUAUAUUGCAUCCAAAGAGCAUUUUUCAAUCCCAGAUCUCUUAUGUAAUAAAAUCGCAUCAGAUUGUAAAAGAAAUUUAAGAAGAGCUUUAUUAAUGCUGGAAGCAGUUUAUGCGAAAAACUCUUAUUUGACUGAAGAUCUAACUAUACCUAUGCCUGAUUGGGAAAUAUAUAUUAGUCAAAUUGCUGAUUCCAUUAUUCAAGAACAAACGCCGUCAAGAAUUCUUCAAGUACGUGGUAAACUUUACGAACUUAUUACACAUUGUAUUCCUCCAUCAUUAAUUCUUGAAGUUUUAACAUUUAAUUUAAUUUCAAAAAUAGAUGAUGCCUUAAAGCCAGAAACUAUAGAAUGGGCGACUUUUUAUGAACAUCGUCUUCAGCUUGGAAAUAAAGCAAUAUUCCAUUUAGAAGCAUUUGUCUCAAAAUUCAUGAGAAUACAUUCUUCUUAUUAUAAUGAUUUUAAUUAA